Messenger RNA from Diaporthe amygdali, 1410 nucleotides. RefSeq lists its product as uncharacterized. The transcript has 2 exons. Lineage: Eukaryota; Fungi; Ascomycota; Sordariomycetes; Diaporthales; Diaporthaceae. The record is from RefSeq and is a predicted model, not a curated record. Gene Ontology annotation, molecular function: glutamine synthetase activity. Bases 1 to 1410 code for a protein of 469 amino acids.
AUGGAUCCUCCCUCGUAUGGAUACGAGUACUGGAAGCAUUAUCACAGUGACUGCGAGCUUGUCCAUGUCAUCUGGACCGACUACUUCGGAAUCCUUCAUGAACAGCUUGUGCCUGCCGACAGUUACAACAGAAUGUAUCGCAAAGACGCGUACAAACUUGCUAAUUCCGACAAUCUCAGUCCGCUGACUGUCAGCUCGGCGGCCCUGACUACUUUGCCAGAUGGAAAGUCGGCCGCCAACUCAUACUACAAACCCUACGUGACCUGCAAGUUGAUCCCAGACUACGCCACAAUACAGCACUGCAUCGAUAGUAGAAGCCGCGCUACCGUAUUCGCCAAAGUUGAUACUGGAGGAUACCCCCUGGCUGACCCACGGGAAAUCCUCAAGAAAGUCUCGAAGGUGCCAAGUACGGCAAAAGGACAAAAGAUCCGAGCCGCACUUGAGUUUCAAUUCGUCCUACGAAAUCUUUCCGACGGAAGAAUAUAUCUGACCAAAGGCGAUGGUCCAGCUCAGAACAUACUGCAGAAGCUGGCAAGAGGCCUGCGCACCCACGCUCACAGCACCAAAGGUCUCUCCAUCAGCAGCAGUGACAUCGCCAAUGAUGGAGUUGUCACGGUGAAAUUGGCCAUGAGCGACAACGUGUUAGAAGCCGUUGAUAAUUACUACCGAACCAGAAGGGCACUUCAGUCCUUGGCAACUUUGGACGGAUUGCGGCCAUCCUUCUUCUAUGCUUCACAAGAUGUGCCAGGUGCUGCAUUCUCUGGAACCCCACACGAUGUGAUGUGCAAAAACAAAUUGCACUGUCGCAUUCGGAUGUCUCAUGGCUCAGUAGCACAAGCCUGCAAGUAUGCCGCGGCAGUCAUGGAGGUCGAGGCUGGAAUAUCAAUCGGCCCCAGCAUCUACGCGUUUGCGAGGCCGAAUUGGCUCACCUACGCCCAACGGCGACAAUACGACGGGGAACCUUCUCCAAAACGCGAAUGGAUGACUUGGGGCAUUCAAAAUUUGGAUACUGCGAUCAGCCUGCAUGAGGACGACGAAGAAAGCUGGUGGGAGUUUGGAGAUGUUGAUUGCAUGGCCAACAUGUAUCUCGUGAUGGCUGCAAUUUCAGUCCUUGGGAGCCGGGAGGUUACAGACCCCGCCGCACUGGGAGACAUUGCCGAAGCCAAAAAUGUCAACGAGUAUGUUCCUGACUCUAGCGGUCCGCACGUUACCGUACCUCGAAAAAUUCCUCGAUCUGGCUUCCGCGCCUGUCAUGUCAUGUCGGCAAGUAUGCGACUUCAUGGUUCGCUUUUAGAAGACAUAAACGAACUCUACAGUGAGUUGCGAGAGACAGAGGACGAGAGGAUCGUUGCGGCCGUGGCCUCCAGCCGGGCGUCGUCAGCACGGGAACUGUUGGCGGAAUGGUACUGA